Molecule: messenger RNA, 531 nt
Organism: Cydia fagiglandana
Lineage: Eukaryota; Metazoa; Arthropoda; Insecta; Lepidoptera; Tortricidae
Gene: PDCD-5
Product: programmed cell death protein 5
Exons: 3
Coding region: 99-488 (129 amino acids)
Cellular component (GO): nucleus; cytosol
Molecular function (GO): DNA binding
Source: RefSeq, a predicted model, not a curated record
ACCACCUGUUUUGCCGUCGAGCGAGUUGAAACUGCUAUCAAAAAUAAAAUAUAUUUUUUAGAUUUAAACAGUGAAAGGCCGCAAAUUUCUUUGACAAAAUGGCAGAUCCAGAAUUGGAACAAAUCAGACAACAGCGAUUAGCUCAGUUACAAGCUCAACAUGGGGGAACAGGCGAUCCGAACCAGGCUAAGCAGCAGGAAGAGAGAAUGCAAGCUAUGGAAGAAGCAAAACACACGAUUCUUGCACAAGCCCUUAGUCAAGAUGCCCGGGCCAGAUUGAACACAAUAAAACUAAGCAGACCAGAGAAAGGUGCCAUGGUGGAAAAUAUGAUCUGCAGAAUGGCUCAAAUGGGACAAGUGCGCACCAAGAUUUCCGAGCAAGAACUCAUCCAACUCCUAGAGUCAGUCAACCAGCAGAUGGGGAAAUCAACUAGCACUGUUAAAUUUGACAGGAGGAGGGCAGCCCUUGAUUCUGAUGAUGAUUUGUAGCAGAUUAGGCCAUUUCUUUGCAGUCUGUUAGUUUAGGUGUAUU